GCAGCAGCAGCAGCGAGGAGCGACGCGGCUCAAUUCCACAGUUUUAGCCGAAACUAUGAUCUCAUUCCCGGAUGUCUCCAUCUCUUCGAUCCCGUUCACUUUAGUUGUUAUGUGUUUUUCUUUAUAAGUUUUUUUUUAUUAUUACUAUUGUUAUUUUAUCAUUUUAGUGAGUUUUUUUUUUCCCUUUUUUUUUGAAGUGGGGGAGCAUGUGUUUAAUUUCGCGGGGAUUGCAGAGGUGCCAGAGGGAGUGAGUUUGGGCACUAUGCGCCGCUGGGAUCUGAUUUGCUCCAGGAAGGCUUAUGGAAUAUUAUAGCCCGGUUUUCCACAGCCUGCAUGCCUUCUGGUCCAGCCCCGUGAAGAAGAAACUUCUCCUGCUCAGCAUCAUGUUCGUAGUCUGGGUUUACAUGCUCUACUCCUGCGUGGGCUACUGCUCCACCGUGCCCGGCUUGGUGAUGGUGGACACCCCGCGGGGCAAGGAGACGGCUCCGGCGACGGCCAGGAGGUCGGACCUGGUGACCAGACUGCUGGCCAAGCCGCAGCCCUGGGAAGACGUGGAGAGCGACUACGAGGAGCCGUCCAUCAGGACCGCGGCGUCCAGAGACCUGCUGGACGCGGAGAGAGACAGAGUUCCGGAUCCGAGCGCCAUGUCCAGCUUCUCCAACGGCUCCGGGAGCAAGAAGCUGCCGCAGGCGAUCAUCAUCGGGGUGAAGAAAGGAGGAACGCGGGCUCUGCUGGAGUUCCUGCGGGUCCACCCGGACAUCAGGGCCGUGGGAGCGGAGCCGCACUUCUUUGACCGCAACUACGAGAACGGACUGGAGUGGUACAGGGAUCUGAUGCCGAAAACCCUGGAGGGCCAGAUCACCAUGGAGAAAACACCCAGCUACUUUGUGACCAGAGAGGCCCCGGCGAGGAUAUCGGCCAUGUCCAGAGAUACCAAACUGAUCGUGGUAGUGAGGGACCCCGUCACCAGAGCUAUCUCUGACUACACACAGACUCUGUCUAAGAAGCCCGAUAUUCCCUCUUUUGAGAGUCUCACCUUCAAAAACAGGACUACGGGGCUCAUUGACACCUCAUGGAGCGCCAUCCAGAUCGGCAUCUACGCCAAGCACCUGGACAACUGGCUGCAGUACUUCCCCAUGGACCAGAUCCUCUUUGUGAGCGGCGAGCGUCUGAUCAGCGACCCGGCCGGAGAGCUGGGCCGCGUGCAGGACUUCCUGGGCCUCAAGCGGAUCAUCACAGACAAACACUUUUACUUCAACCAGACCAAGGGAUUCCCGUGCCUCAAGAAGGCAGAAGGCAGCAGUAAGCCCCACUGCCUGGGAAAAACCAAAGGGAGAACCCAUCCGAACAUUGAUCCCGAGGUGGUGCAGAGGCUACGGGACUUCUACAGGCCCUUCAACAUGAAGUUCUACCAGAUGACAGGACAUAACUUUGGUUGGGAUUGAAGUCAAGAAAGACUUUCUUUUUUUUAAUUUUAUUAUAGGAGUUUUUUUUUUUUUCUAUGUAAUUCGUUGGCAAAAAAAAAAAAAGGUGGAGAUAUUCCUAUAUAUAUGUAAAAUGUACAGAAAUCUAUUUUAUAAUAAUUUAUUUUUAUUUCUAAGCAAUUAAUUCACUAAGCUGCCUAACCAGAUUUGUACAUAACAUCUGACUCAUGUGUUAUUUUAACAUUCCUCAUCUUAGGUUGGAUUUCUCUGUCUCCCCACCUGUAGUCCUGUAAAUUCCUGGUGCUGCACAACGCAGUUGAUCAGCAACGACUGUUGUCGAAAAUGUUUUAGAAUAACUACUAAGGUAGAGAUGCAUCUAUCAUCUAUCAGAAUUGCCCGAUCGAUUCCCUUGAUCAUCUCUGAUCUAUUGAUAUUUUUUCGCACUAUUAAUUAAAUGCAUCAUCACAAAGAAUUCCCUCUUUUAAAACUCAAAAUACACAAGCAAACUGUGUGUAUUUUGAUUCAUUUUUUUUUUUUUUUGCUGUUUAAAGAUAAAGAUUGGAGCUACAUGGUUUUAUGCAUUAAAUGGGAACAUUUUUUAAUCCCUUCAUUUUUUGUUGGAUUCAAAACUGCUACCUCUGUUUUAUAACUUUUAUGUGUUAUUUCCCCUUUGUAGAAAAAUUAAGAUCGGCAUGUCAGAUUUAAGUAUAUAUCGGUAUCGGCUUUGAAAAGCGUGAUCGGUGCAUCUCUAUGUAAAAGGCGCCAUAUUACGGGUACAGAGUGCUCACAGAGAAGUGGAGAGCACCUAUUUAUGUGCAUUCUCAGUUAUAGUUGUUGUAUAACUCCAUCCUGUCACAAUGUGCUUCAGUUCAUUUAUACAAACCGGUUUUCAGGUUCCUGCAUAGGCCUGAGCAGCAGAACUCAUCCUAUUCCACCCAGUAACUGGUUGAUCAAUAGACCUAAUUGAUACUCAUUGUGUCACUCACGCUUAAAGUAUACAGCUGCCCUUUUAUUUUCAGUACUUCUGCUGCCUGCUCUAAUGAGUGACCCAUCCAUCAAACACUAAAUCCCAUCUCGGACCGCGUAAGGCUCUAUGUCAACAUUAUGCUAAUCGGGUAAAGGUAACUGGCAGAUCGAUCAGGCCUCCCAGUUCACUGCUUCACUGGCUCACAGCCAAGCUCCUGCCCUAUCUGCUCAGAGCAAAGGUCACGCAAAGUCUCAAUCAAAUUUCCUUGAGAGGCAUUUGAUUUGUUGAGGAGAGGGAAGCGGGUCAGAGGGAGUGCAUGCCUUUCUGUUCACUGUGAAAUGGAAAACCUUUGCAGGUGGCUGGAGAUGCAUAUCUGCAAGAGGUCUAGCAUACAGAUAGGGGAGCUGAGAAACACAAACGCCUCACUUAAAUGCCACUUGUUCAAACAGAAGGAGUCCUUGUGGCCUGGUUAUUGUUCACAGGCUAACCAGUUCAAAGGAAGUUUUCACAUUGCAACCUUGAAUUUUCGUAUGCUUUUUAUGUGACAUAUCAACACAAAUUAGUGGACAAUUGUAAGUUUCAAAGAAAGAUGUGUGAGUUUCAAAAGUUUUACUAGUGAAAGUUUUUCAAGUGUGUCAUGAAUUUGUGCUCAGUCCCUUCUGAGUCAAAAACGUACAAAAAUCUUUUGAUACACAUUUAUAGAAUGACUUUUGCCUUCUCAUAGCAAAAUAUCUAAAGUUGAGUCAAAUUGGAUGUAGAGCAUUUAUGACUUUUCAAGACUUGCCGCAGACUCUCAGUUUGAUUUGAGUCUCUACUUUUUCAUCCUCUUCCACGUUUCAGGUUUGCUCAAACCAGCUUCUGCAGAAAAGAAUCCCAACAUCAUGAUGCAGCCACCAUCGUGUUUCAAUGUGGAUAUAGUGUGUUCAGUUAUGUGCAUUGUUUUAUCUCAGCCUCAUGUAGCCGUUAGCAUGUACACACACAGCACACUUUUCAGAAAUUUGUAAAUUCAAGUUUUGAAAAGUAAUUUUUCCUUCAUUUUGCAAUCAUUCACCACUGUUUGUUGGUCUCACACAAUAAUUAUUUUAAUGUAACACAAUGUUUAAAGUUCAAAGGGUAUAAAUACUUUUGCAAGACACUAACUAUACUUUAUGCCUUAUCUAUAUGUUAUAUGUUCACCUUUCACCAACGCAUCUCAAAUCUCAACUUGUUGCCAAAAAAUAUUUUUAGUUGCUGUCACGUUUUACACAAUUUACUCACUAUCUGCUUUUUUUUCCCCCUUUAGUUUGAGUUUUUCUCUUUCUACUUGAAUUCUUGAUAUGCAAGAUUGUGAGGAUGUGAAGUUACCACUCUUUGACAUUCUGCAGCGGGGUAACUACAAAGGCACAGAGUGGCAUUUAUGUGACAUACUGUGCAAAACUAUGCUAUGCACACCCAGUGUAGUAGUCGUUUUUGUAAAUGCGGAAAUUAUAGGAAGGGAUUGUCAGCAUCCAGACAGGGUUUUAUGUGUUUACAUAGAGCUCCAGCUGAAUGUACACAAGUUAUACUCGCAUUAACUUUAAAGGUAAUAUUGUCACUCCACCGCCCAGUUUAUCCAUUUUUUUUUCUAUUUUUUACAUUUUGUGCCUCUCUAACCAACUCAAUUAACUUGUUUCUUUUAUUUAAGCAAAUGGUCACUAAACUGGUUACUUCUCCUCUUUUCAGUUGAAACUAACUGCCUCCACCCAACAGCUGGUAGCAGGGGGAAUUUUCUUUUUCUUGUGCUUUCUUUUGCGUUCACUCUGAGUAACAAUGCUCCAAAUGAUUACUAGUCUCCAACAACCCCUCACUAGUGCAAUGUUUGAGCAUUUAUUGAUGACUUCUCCUAUCAAACCGUCCUGUUCUGGAAGGUAAAGCCAGAUAUCUUCCUUAAGACUUAAAGGUGUACUGCAGUUAACUGGAGGAUAAAACCGAUAGUCAUUGGUGACCUUCGGCUUGCUGCAUUGUUUAUGGUUGAGUUUUAUUCAACCUGUUCUAAGAUCUAAAACUGUUAAAAAUGUUUCUUAUCUGCAUAUGAUAUGAUUUAGACUAGCAAAUCUGUAUGUACAAAAAAAGGAAGAAAGACAUGAAAUUCAAGUAUUUUGUUGUAUGUACAUCAAAGAAAUUAAUUUUACACAAUGAAAAAGCAAAAUGGAACAGAUGUUUCUAGAUGAAUCAAUAAUGAACAUUCAUAAUAUUUCUUUUUAUGAAGAAAUAAAGUAUAUAUUUUACCAAACUAG
Poeciliopsis prolifica (blackstripe livebearer) is the source of this 4646-nucleotide messenger RNA. It is a transcript of the gene hs3st3b1b, whose product is annotated as heparan sulfate (glucosamine) 3-O-sulfotransferase 3B1b. Lineage: Eukaryota; Metazoa; Chordata; Actinopteri; Cyprinodontiformes; Poeciliidae. The coding region runs from base 300 to 1445 and encodes 381 amino acids. Gene Ontology annotation, molecular function: [heparan sulfate]-glucosamine 3-sulfotransferase activity. The record is from RefSeq and is a predicted model, not a curated record. The transcript has 2 exons.